AUGCUGGCCCUGAUAAAGAACUUCAAGAAGGAUGCACUGCAGCAGGUGCAAACGAAGGUCGUGCAGCCUGGCGAUAUCUUCAACCUGAACGAACCCAAACUGUCCACCGAGCACAUCUUCACCGAAGAGGAGCUGGCCUCUUGUGAAGUUGACCUCUCGGCGCUGACCAUUCUGGCCGAGCUGGGCAAGGGUGCUCAGGGUGUCGUGCUGAAGGGCAAGCUGCACCAGGAAGAUGUCGCGGUGAAGAAGUUGCACCACAGCGCGAGCGAUCUCACACAAACAGAGCUGGCCAACUUUAGGCAAGAGGUGGCCAUCAUGAAGCAGCUGCGUCACCCGAAGGUGGUGCAGUUCAUGGGUGCUUCCACGACCGGAGACAACCUGAUGCUGGUGACCGAGUUCCUCCCGCGUGGAGACCUCGAGCAUCUGCUCAAGGACAAGACUGUCGAACUGAGCUACUUCCAGCGCAUCAAGAUGGCCACCGAUCUCGCCAUCGCCAUGACCUGGCUUCACAACACCAAGCCCGUGUUCAUCCAUCGCGACCUCAAGAGCUCGAAUGUACUCGUGGACAACAACUACAAUCUGAAGAUAUGCGAUUUCGGCCUUACGCACGUCAAGCGGAACGUGGCUGGCGCUUCGGGGCACUACGGACUCAAAGGCACGCCCUACACAAUCGCGCCCGAGGUCUUCCGGGAGGAGGAGUACAACGAAAAGACGGAUGUCUAUUCCUUUUCUAUUGUUCUCUACGAGCUCUUCACGCGCGAUUCGCCCUACGAUGAAAACAUGACCGGGCAGGAGAUCAGGGACGCCGUCUGCUCCGGCGUGCGCCCCAAGAUUCCGGCCUCGUGCCCGCCUCGACUGGCCGCGCUCAUGCAAGCGUGCUGGGACAAUGACCCGAGUGUGCGGCCCACGUUCCAGAAGAUCGUGGAUGAACUGAACGUCAUUCUCAUCCCCGAUGAGGGUGCACGCGAGGUCUGGGCCGCGGUCUUCUCGUUCGAGUAUUAUUGCCCCGUCGUCAAGUUCGUGUCUGGGCUGGCCUCCUACCUGAGUACCACCGAGGCCGACCCGCGCCUGCAGAUCGUGCUCGCCUUGCUCGAGAUCACGCGCGGGCUGGUGUCAAUGGAAAAGGUGACGGAGCUCACGUCGUGGUUCGGGUCGUUCAAGACCAGCGACAAGGACAAGCAGAGCUUCCUCGAUAGGGUGGAGGGCAUAUGCGCUCAGCCUUGGUUCCACGGGGCAAUCUCGAGGGAGGAGACCAACGACAAGCUGCUGAACCAGCCCACCGGCACAUUCCUCGCUCGCUUCAGCUCGGAACCGGGUUUCUACGUCCUGGCUUUUGUCGGAGAGAAGGGCCGCAUGCAGCUCAAGGUGGCCCGAAACGGCGAUCGACUCGUGCUGGGGACCGUUUCGGCCAGCACCAUCCACGAGAUCAUCGCGCACUACCAGGAAACGCGGCCAGAGAGCUUCGCCCGACCCUGCCCGCACCCGUGGAUCGAAAAGCUGGCGCCCAAGGAAGCCGCCGGCUACGAGACCGACCUCUCCGGCUUCUGA
Messenger RNA from Acanthamoeba castellanii str. Neff, 1548 nucleotides. Its product is annotated as protein kinase domain containing protein. Gene Ontology annotation, biological process: protein phosphorylation. The transcript has 16 exons. Gene Ontology annotation, molecular function: ATP binding; protein kinase activity. Bases 1 to 1548 code for a protein of 515 amino acids. Lineage: Eukaryota; Discosea; Longamoebia; Acanthamoebidae. The record is from RefSeq and is a predicted model, not a curated record.